Drosophila erecta is the source of this 567-nucleotide messenger RNA. RefSeq lists its product as uncharacterized. Lineage: Eukaryota; Metazoa; Arthropoda; Insecta; Diptera; Drosophilidae. The record is from RefSeq and is a predicted model, not a curated record. The transcript is spliced from 2 exons.
AUGAAAAUGUAAGUUAGACAUCAUUAUUCGCUCGACAUCAGCAUGGAAUUGUUGAAAGUUUGUUCUAUUGUCACCCUGCUAUUUGUCCACGAACUGAGAAUCACAGGGGCAACGGGAAAAUGCAAGUUCAGUCCUUCUUAUUUCGACAACUUCACACUCGAAAUUAGAAACAACACAUUGUAUAUGGACAUGACCACCACCAAACCGAUUCACCGCGGCCUCAAGGUCUUCCUCAACACCCAGAUCAGCCUCGACAAGGGCAGAAGCUAUCAACGCCUCUUCGCCCACAUCCUAGACACCUGUUUGGUGGUUUCCUCGGUGAGAGGAAACCUCUUUAAGAGCUGGUUCGAUAGUAUGCUGAAGCACGGAAACUUCAUGGUCAACUGCCCUGUGCCCGCGGGUCACUACUUUUUGCGGGACUGGAAGUUGGACUCGCAUUUGGUCCCGCACUAUUUGCUUCCCGGGGAUUAUUGUAUCACUGCUCACUUCUUCUUUGGUAAGCACAAGUCGAGGCAAGAGGACUUUUUUCUCGACUUGGAGAUCUAUGCCCUUUUAAAAGCCACAUAG